Molecule: messenger RNA, 1014 nt
Organism: Trematosphaeria pertusa
Lineage: Eukaryota; Fungi; Ascomycota; Dothideomycetes; Pleosporales; Trematosphaeriaceae
Exons: 2
Coding region: 1-1014 (337 amino acids)
Source: RefSeq, a predicted model, not a curated record
AUGGACACCUCAAACCCCCAAUCGGCGGAUCCGACAGUCCCCUCCACUACAGCUCCCGCAUCGCAACUCUCUGCGAAGCCUCCUACACCGCCGCCUUCACAAUCGGGACCAGAUCCCAAGAUCUCAACCUCCGCCGACACUCCAGAUGCGACGACACCCCCCUUCUCGCCGUCGAGCACAACGCCCGUGCUAGAGAAGCAGGACCUGGACUUCACGGGCAAUGUGGAGGUCAACAACGAUCUGCCGACAGAGAAGGACCUUAAGCGGGUAGACGACCUGCUGGUGCUGGACGCGCAGGGACAGAGCAGGCCGUUCAGGGACCUGUACAAGGGCGAGGGUGUUGCGCCUAGACAGAUGAUCAUCUUCGUUCGGCAUUUCUUUUGCGGUAACUGCCAGGAAUACCUCCGCGAGCUCUCCGCAUCCAUAACCCCCGAAUCGCUCCUCGCACUCCCCGAGCCGACCUUCAUAACCGUUAUCGGCUGCGGCCGCCCAGACCUGAUCGAGAUGUACUCCCAAACAACCUCGUGCCCGUUCCCGGUCUACGCGGACCCCACGCGAAAACUGUACGACUACCUCGGCAUGACGCGCACGCUCGACCUGGGCAAGAAACCUAGCUACAUCCAAUCGAAUCUCUUCGUCACGUCCGUACAGUCCAUUCUCCAAGGCCUGAAGACCGGUGGCAACGCGCUAAAGGGCGGAGACAUCAAGCAGGUGGGCGGAGAGUUCUUGUUCGAAGACGGAAAGUGUGUAUGGGCGCAUCGUAUGCGGAAUACUAGAGACCAUGCAGAGAUUACAGAGGUGAGAGAGGUGCUGGGCCUCGAGGACAAGAAGCCGCCGAUGAGGAAGAGGUGGAGUCACGGAAUAAAGAUGAUGAAGGAGAAGGAGGGAAAGGGAAGGAGUGCGAGUUGGGGCAGAGGACGGAGUAAGAGUAAAGGCGCCAAAGACAAAGAGGGGAGCAAGACGCCGGAGAUGGUUGAGGAGGAGGCCAAGCCGAAUAGGCAAACGACAGUAUGA